Molecule: messenger RNA, 2133 nt
Organism: Passer domesticus (house sparrow)
Lineage: Eukaryota; Metazoa; Chordata; Aves; Passeriformes; Passeridae
Gene: SRD5A1
Product: steroid 5 alpha-reductase 1
Exons: 5
Coding region: 55-867 (270 amino acids)
Biological process (GO): steroid metabolic process
Cellular component (GO): membrane
Molecular function (GO): 3-oxo-5-alpha-steroid 4-dehydrogenase activity
Source: RefSeq, a predicted model, not a curated record
GCACGCCCCCGGCGGCCACUGGCGGUGCCAGAUGAACCGAGGCGGCGGAGCGCGAUGGGCUCUGCCGGCGAUGGCGGCGUGUGCGCGCUGUGGCGCCGGGCCGAGGGCCCCGAGGAGCGGCGGCUGAUGGAGCUCUUCUCCUACGGGCUGAUGGCGAUGGGCGCCGCCUCCGCCCUGCUGCUCUGCUUCAUCCCCAUGCCCUACGGCCGGUACUCCUCGCGGCGCUUCGGCUGGCUGCUGCCCGCCCGCCCCGCCUGGGCGCUGCAGGAGCUGCCCUCCCUCCUCGUCCCGCUCGGGCUGGCUGCCUGUGGCGGGGCGGUCGCGGCCGCCCGGCCCAACCGCGUCCUGCUGGGCUGCUUCCUCCUGCACUACGCGCACAGGGCACUCAUCUUUCCUCUUCUGAUCCGUGAAGGAAAACCAACGCCGUUUUUCACUUUUGUGUUAGCCCUUCUGUUCUGUGUUUUCAACGGGUACUUGCAGGGCCGAAGCUUAACCACCUAUGCAAUUUACCCUUCAGGCUGGCUGGGCGACUCACGCUUCAUUACAGGUUUUUUAGGAUGGUUGAUUGGCAUGGCCAUCAAUAUUCAUUCUGAUCAUAUUCUCAGAAAUCUGAGGAAACCAGGGGAAACUGGUUACAAGAUACCAAGAGGAGGAAUGUUUGAGUAUGUCAGUGGAGCCAACUUUUUUGGGGAGAUCCUGGAAUGGUUUGGGUUUGCCCUUGCCUGCUGCACCAUUGAAAGCUUUGCAUUUGCAUUGUGUACUCUCUUCAUCCUGGGUUCAAGGGCAAGACAACACCACAAAUGGUACCUUGAGAAAUUUGAAGACUAUCCAAAGGACAGAAAAAUUGUCAUCCCAUUUUUGUACUGAGCUGUGCUUUUAACACUUUGAGAUGGAUGCUUUUAGUAACAGCCAACAUUUUACAGAUGCUGGCAAGUUAGCAACACACUGGGAUCGUCACUGUGACAAAGCCUUUCCAUCAGUGCUGCUAUUACUUACUGUUUUUUCCUCUUAAUGGUAAACCAGAAAUCUGAUGGGACAGGGUGAAUAGGAACAGAAAUGCUUUUCCAGCAGUGAAGCACCUUCAUAAAUACAUUAGGCAAUGAGUCUGAAUUGGCAUCAUGGGAAGUACUGUGCACAACUUCUGAUGCUUCUUUCUGCAUGUGAGGGCUUCUGCUGUUUCCACUCAAUGUAGCCAAGCUGUCCUGAGGAUUGUGCUGUGAGCUCAGCCACCCUCACUGCAGUCUGGAUGGUGUGUUUUGUCUACAUACACAAAUAGGGUUGAUUUUAUUUUUUUUCCUUGCCUUACUAAUCCUUGAAAUUCUCCCCACCUGCAUUUCCAGAAGAGCUGGUGAUGUGGACCAAGGAAUUAGAUGAAUGCAGUUGCUUUUAGAUGAGAGGCAGUGUUUUUCCUUCUCUUUGCACUCUUACAAAUAUAGGGACACUGUACAGACAAUCUAAUGGUAUUUGCAUAAAAGUUAUACUGCUAAUAGAUUAAUAUUGUCAUCUACCUCUUAAAAUUGAUAGCUAUCUCAAUAUGCAAUGUGUGUUUUCUCACUCUAAACUGGUUUUGGAAGUCUACUUAGGAUACUUAGGCCAAUCUAGCAUUGUUAACAAUUGUGUAAUGUUUUCUAACUUAAUUUAUAAAAAAUAACUUGAGAUUUAAAAAAUUUUUCUUACUAUACUUUUUUUAAAAAAAUCAAGUGUCUUCCUUCUUCUGUUGCUAACAUUCUAGAUGAUUUUAUAUUCUAAAAUUCUGGAGCUUUGUGUCCGUUCUCAUACCCCAACCUUUUGUUCACAAAGGACUCCAGAAUGGUUUCAAGAACAUGAUGGGAUCCCAAGCAUACAGAUUUUCAAGUUAUCUGUGUCUUUUGCAUGAUUGUAAUAAUAGGGAAUCUUUUAGAAUUGCUGACACUAAAAAAAAAAAAAAAAAAAAAAAAAAAACCCAAAACCUCAAGGGAAAACUAAAAAAAAACCACAAACAAUCUGACAAAGCCCCCAAGUGAACAACCAAAUUCUAAUAAGUAAAAAAAACUUUAAAAACAAACAAAUGAACACUAACUAAAAAAAACUUUCCACAAAACCCCAAAACUCUGCUGCUAAUAUAAUUUGAAAAUAAAUGGAAUUCAAACUUUU